AUGAAGAUUCUUCGUGAGCUGUAUAAAAAUUUCAUAACGAGGAUAUCACUAUUCUACAAAGGUAUUAAAACCGACGUCAAAACAAGGGUAAGACAAAGCGAUACCAUCUCGUCAAAACUGAUCACCGCCAGCCUCGAGAACGUUAUGCGAACAUUGGUAUGGGAUAAUAUGGGAGUGAAAAUCGAUGGUCGGCAAUUACACCAUCUUCGCUUCGCUGAUGACACCGUCGUUAUAACAUCAAUCAUUAGCCAGGCGGAACAAACGCUUGCCGAUUUUGAAAAUAUUGGUUUGCGGCCAAAUCUCACAGAGCGAUGUUGA
Molecule: messenger RNA, 318 nt
Organism: Angiostrongylus costaricensis
Lineage: Eukaryota; Metazoa; Nematoda; Chromadorea; Rhabditida; Metastrongylidae
Source: the annotation of a GenBank genome assembly